Messenger RNA from Moneuplotes crassus, 862 nucleotides. NCBI's taxonomy places the organism in Eukaryota, Ciliophora, Spirotrichea, Euplotida, Euplotidae. The record is from the annotation of a GenBank genome assembly.
UGGAAAUAUAAAAUGUUCUCACCACUAACAUUAUCCACUUUUAACUCUUCCAAGAACCAGAACUAUAACUUCAAGUCUGCAGGAGCUUCGCCUAAGAAAAAUAUAUCUGGGGGUACAAGGUACGUUAAGGACUACAGGACGAAGCUAGCAAGGUACGUUAAGAAGAGUCACAAUAACGAGAGAUUCAACAACAAAGCCAAUUUGUCCUUCUGGAAGACGAACAGGAUUGAAACCCAGAAUCCCCGUCCAAGGAAGUACGAAUGCAAGUCUAGCAUAUAGGCUCGUCCUUAGUAAAGACAGAGUGCUUUUCAAAUAAGAAUUUGGUUAAAAAUAUGCAGGCAUCGGCCCCUGCUAGUCCCAAAUUUAGAUUCCAGGAUGCUACACAUAAGUACAAACCACCCCUUCCUCAGGUUGGGAAUUCAAAGCAGCGACAGAUGUUCAAAGGAAUACAGAGUAAGGUCUCAGAGAUUUUGAAAAAGAAUUCCCCUAAGAAAGACAAAAGAAGCAUGAAACAAUCCAUGCAAGUGUUUACAAGUCCUAAUAGUCCAACCCAGUCUGAAGAGACCGAUUUUGAUACAGUCUUUAACAGCUUCCAGAGAAUUACUUCUUUGAUGGAUACCAUAUCGAAGAAUGAGAAAAAAUUCGUCAUUUCAAAUCUGAAGAACCCUAGGGUUUCAUUACAGAAGGAAUUGGAUAAGUUUCAAAAAGAGGAAUCGAAGCUUAGCAUGUCCAUGGUUGGCUUUCGAAAAAAAAUUAAAACUAUAAAACAGCAUAGAAUCAACAAGGACUUGCGCAAGAAACCACUAAAGUUAUUAUAAUCCAGUCUAACUCCAUUUAUAAUAUGACUAAGUACCCUUUCAAC